This is a messenger RNA of Polychytrium aggregatum, 835 nucleotides long. RefSeq lists its product as uncharacterized. The transcript has a single exon. The record is from RefSeq and is a predicted model, not a curated record. NCBI's taxonomy places the organism in Eukaryota, Fungi, Chytridiomycota, Chytridiomycetes, Polychytriales. The coding region runs from base 156 to 761 and encodes 201 amino acids.
AAAAAGAAAAAAAUGAAAAAUGACUGCAAUGUUUCGUAAAUGAAAUCGGCCAGUCGCCGACUGCAUCACAUCGGACCGCCCCACACCAUCGACCGAAAGACCGGACCCAUCGGCUGGAUGGCAACGACCCAAAGGCCCAUCGACUCAGUGGCUCAAUGACGAAAGGCAACCUUUGUUGGCUAUGCAGGCGCCCCGUGGUGACGAAGGGCCCCACAACACACAAUCCGACACGCAAUCCGACACACAAUCCGACACACAACCCAGCUCGCUGCUUGUCCCUCAUCUCGCUGCAAGGUGCAGGCGAUGGUCAGUGUAUUCGCAAGGAGGAGCAUUCCAGCCGACCAAGGCGGCCCUCCCCGUUCCGCACGACCUAUUUGGCGCUUGAAUGGUUCCCGCGCUCGGACACCGAGGGAGUCAGAGAAUGGGGGGGGGAGCAUUCCGACUGGGCCAGUCCGAGAGGGGAUCCCGACAGAUCAAGAGGGUCCAGGGUGUCGAGAGCACCGGGAGGCAGAUCCAACAGGGCGCCAGGAGCAAUGGAGAACAGCGAUGGGGAUGGAUGUUGGCGACAAUCAUCAUCGGUGGCGGCUGGAGUGCUGGCCAGGAAGGCCUCGCGCCGAUUGCACCCCCUCACUCGCUCUCCCACCGCAGACAAUCCGCCAGGACUGGAUGACGGUCAUCAGGCGGCACUGGUCGGGCGGUGGUGGUGGUGGUGGUGCUGGCUGUGGUGGGUGGUGGGUGAUGGAUGGAUGAUGGAUGGAUGAUGGAUGGAUGAUGGAUGGAUGAUGGAUGAGGAGGGCCUUUGUUGCUCCGGCUGGCCACCAGCCUGAGACAAAAG